AUCGAAGGAAAAUGGAAGUUGACUGGUCCCCAAGGUUUAGCUUUCUCGCUUGAUUCACACUGAAGGGUCUUCAACACCUCUCCACGUGGUUGCUUUCAUCAAACCACACAUCGUUACAGACACGCACACUACACACGGUCACACAGCACGGAGAUUCUGAAAACGAUACGAGAGGGGCCAGCAAAGGAAAUGAAUCAUAGACCGUGAGAUCUGACUUUGGAAUCUGAGAAAGUUUCCGCCAGACACUCCAUUUCACAGUUCGCGAGCGAGCAGCAGAAACUCCUUCCAGCUGAAUGUCCUUGCGCAGGCAAAUGUGUGAAAAUGUGUGAAAAGCCAGAGGAUGUGUGGGAACUGCGACCCGUAGCAUUCCAUGAUGGUGUCUUGUGGCUGGAAGCUCAAGAGACCUCAGACCUGGUUCCAGAUUGUGUGGAGAAGAACAAGGAGCAAGCGCUAAUUCUCCAGAACUCCGAGCUCCAGGUGCUGACAGUGUGGCAAGAGACGGCGGACGAAAUCGAGGGGGAGUUCCGAUACUUAAACAGGAGGCAAAUAAAUGCAGGUGAGGCAACAUUCCGGCUGGUGUCCUACAAGGAAGCAGAGUGCAGCCAGAACUGUGGAGUCACUUACGCCGAUUUUCCGGUCAGCUUCGUGGUCGAUGUUGACUCGAAAACCUACAUGGUGUCGUGCAGCAAGUCGAACAUCAUUGAGUUCAAGGAAGCCAGCGUUCCCCAGAGGAUAGACGGCAGUCAGAAGCACGUGGUGUUUUACCGGAGGACAGUCGGGAGCAAGUACAUGCGUUACGAGUCGGUGCUGAGGCCGGGCUGGUUCCUGUGCACUGAAAAGGAUGGAGAGCUCCACAGGCUCGCACUCAAACAUGUGUCGUUGGACACACAUGAAACCGUCAUGUUUUUGAACAUCUCCAAGUGAAGAAAUGACUGUUCUCCAAACCUCCACCCAAACCCUCGUCACCCAACAAUUGUCUGGCCGCGAUUGUGAUAUAAUAAUCAUAAUAAUAAUC
This is a messenger RNA of Callorhinchus milii (elephant shark), 1015 nucleotides long. RefSeq names its product interleukin-18-like. Bases 322 to 924 code for a protein of 200 amino acids. Gene Ontology annotation, molecular function: cytokine activity. NCBI's taxonomy places the organism in Eukaryota, Metazoa, Chordata, Chondrichthyes, Chimaeriformes, Callorhinchidae. The record is from RefSeq and is a predicted model, not a curated record. Gene Ontology annotation, biological process: immune response; inflammatory response. The transcript is spliced from 6 exons.